Ixodes scapularis (black-legged tick) is the source of this 2023-nucleotide messenger RNA. RefSeq lists its product as uncharacterized. Gene Ontology annotation, molecular function: nucleic acid binding; zinc ion binding. The record is from RefSeq and is a predicted model, not a curated record. The coding region runs from base 188 to 2023 and encodes 611 amino acids. The transcript has 2 exons. Lineage: Eukaryota; Metazoa; Arthropoda; Arachnida; Ixodida; Ixodidae.
ACGCACCCGCGCUGCCCAGCGGAAGCGUCGCAGACGGCAGCAGACGAGCACCAUACGAGCGGGGCCAACUGAACGGACAGCGACAGCCAAAGCAGCGCAGUCAUCGCAUCUCAAGCGUGCGACGGACGGAGCGGACACGACGGACGGAAGCCAGCAACCGAUAAGUACACCGUCGGUUUGCCGAAAUAUGGCACCUCUUGGAAAGCUUGACGAAUACGACGAAAAACAACAGAAUUUUGACUCGUAUUUAGAGCGUUUCGAGCACUUCGUUAGCGCAAACGACAUCAAACCAGAAAAGAAGCUAGCGGUGUUCUUGACCGUUAUAGGACCUCGAGCUUACGAAGUUCUGAAAAGCUUGGUCGUACCGGCAGUACCGGGAGAUAAGUCGUUCGAAGAAGUGAAAGUUUUGCUGAAAAACCACUAUAGCCCGAAGAGCUCGGUCAUAGCGGAAAGGUGCAAAUUCAACAGACGUGUACAAGAGGAACAGGAGAGCGUUGAAGAUUUCAUUGUAGCGCUAAAGCAUUUGGCAAGGAAGUGUGACUUUGGCCAGUUUCUGCAAGAUGCUCUGAGGGACAGGCUUGUGGCGGGAAUACGGCGCGAAGAAACGCAACGUGCGCUAUUCGCCGAAGAAAGCUUAACCUUCGAAAGGGCAUGCAAGAUCGCAUUGGAUCAAGAGCAGGCGGCACGACAGACAGCGUUACUACACGCCGGAAGCAAAGACGCGUCGUUGAACGAGAUAAGAGCGAACCAGAAAGAUAACGUCAAUAAGCGUGACGUUCGAAAACACAAGCAAAGCAAGAAGUCUUGCGAAAGAUGUGGAAGGGCGCAUGCGGCAAGCAAAUGUUGGUACAAGAAUGCUACGUGUCACAAGUGUGGCAAGUUAGGCCAUUUGCAAAAAGUGUGCUCGAGCGAGAAAAAGGGACCCAAGAACGCGAAUGCAGUGGACUGCUCGGAGGACGAUUCAGAACUGGACGUCUAUCACUGCCUUAACACUGUGCGUUCGGGUUAUGAAGUGAAAGUCAAUGUUGAAGGGGCGGACGUUUUCAUGCAAAUUGAUACAGGAGCGGCUGUAACAAUUGUUCCUGAAAGUGUUGCGAAAACCGUGUUCCCUCAUGUCAAGUGUGAGCCAUCUCGGGUAAACCUAAAAACGUACACGGGUGAACGAAUCCCGGUAAAAGGGCAAUGUGACGUUUCCGUCACAUACGAAAACCAGACUUUGAAACUGCCCGUUAUCGUCGUCGAUAACCAAGGCAAGAAAUUGCCGUUGCUCAUGGGGCGGAACUGGCUUGAGAGGCUCAGACUUGAUUGGAAAAGCGUCAUGUCACUGGAGCAUGUAACUGAUUCACACCGAAUAGAAGCGCUGCGUAACAAGUUCCCGACAGUAUUUUCUAAUCAGUCUAGUGUCACGAACAACUAUCAAGCGAAGAUAGUUCUAAAACAAGAUUGUACGCCGGUUUUUUGCAAGGCGAGACCGGUGCCUUACGCGUUACGCGAUAAGGUUGGAGAAGAGCUGGACAGGCUAGAGAAGAGCGGGGUUUUACGCCGCGUAAGUCACAGUGAGUGGGCGACUCCGGUAGUUGUAAUUCACAAGAAAGAUGGAUCACUCAGGUUGUGCGGGGAUUACAAAGUAACGAUCAACCCUGUACUAAAAACCGACCAUUACCCACUGCCGCGACCUGAAGAUCUGUACACUGCCAUCGCAGGUGGCAAAGUGUUUUGCGUGCUGGAUCUUUCUGCUGCGUAUCAGCAGGUACCGCUGGCUGCCGAGUCCAAACCACUUUUGACUAUAAACACGCACAUGGGGUUGUUUCAGUUCCAACGCCUACCGUUUGGUGUGGCCAGUGCGCCAGCCAUUUUUCAGUCCUUCAUGGACGAGGUGCUUAAAGGCAUACCUCAUGUGGGAUGCUACAUUGAUGACGUCAUCGUGUCUGGAAAGGACACCCAGGACUGUCAAAAGACGCUGGAAUGCGUCUUGCGUCGACUUCGUGACUACAAUGUCACUUUGAAAACGGACAAGUGUUGA